CCCUUGUUUGGAGCACUGCUGCUACUCCAAUACUGGCUCCUUCUUGUGAAGUAGCGGGCAAAAACAGCUGGAACGAAAGGGCUGGAGACGGUGUGGAGCCUGCCGAGUGCGGCGGGUAGUGUGAUUUCCUGUGGGUUGUUGGUUGCUGCGUUGGCGUCGGCAUGGGUCAGAUACUGAGUGACCACCGGUCCACCUACGCCCGCACCAACCUCCCCCCUGCAAUGGAGGUGCUGGCCAACUGGGGAUUCGACAAGACACUCAAGGUAGGUAACUACAUGCUUGCAAACAUACAGCCAUGCAUCCAAACGGACGAACCAAUGUUCUCUGUCUCUCAUGUGGCGUCUCCCUCUCUGUGUGUCAAGGCGUACACGGCGUUCCUUGCGCUGCCUCAGAAAGGGUUUGCCACGAGUCCUGCCAAGGCCCAGGAGGUGCUGGGUCUGCACAGCAAGGCGCAUGCCGACGGCGUGUGGCGUGUGCUCGACCCCAGGAACAGGGGAACCGUCUUCAUGGACGAGGUUAACAAGACAAGAUGGGCCGCAUUGUCACCCACCGGUCCGUCCGGUGUGUGUUUGUCGGUCACUCACAUCAGGUGUUUGUGCUGAUAGUACUGUUGAGCGUCAUGCACAAGAAGACCAAGCUCGUGCUGCUCUUCUCCAUGUUUGACUUCAACGGCGACGAGACCAUUCGCGAAGCCGAGUACUUCUGCCUCCUCAAGGCGCUUUUCAGGGGCCUCGCGCGCGUCUACGGCCGCCCCAUCCCACACAUCUCGUCACUGGAGCCCAUCUGCCUCAAGUCCUUUGACGAAAUCGACUCCUCCAUCACACGCGACAGGAUCAUCUCCCUGGAUGAAUUCACUUCCUUCCUGACGGGCCCACAUGCGAGGCUGGAGAAGGUGUUCCUGGGCUUCAACUUGGAGGGAACGGACAGCCUGGUGCUGCCCAAGUCGCUGGUGCUCCAGCGGUCGGAUGUGGGGAGACGGAGCUUCCUUAACCACCUGGUGCAGGUGGACCAGCUGCUGUACAACCAUAGAGACAGGUAGGCUGCUUGGGGUCUUGCUGAUCCAUCAGUCCAUUCCAUCCAGCCUUUCGUAUAUGUGUGGUGCAGGAUGGUGAACGAUCGCGUCCGCUUGACUGACCUCUUGGCUGCGAGCAUCGAGCUGGCCGAACACGCAGCGGAGAUCCUGCAGGACGUCCACAAUGCACUCGUAUACGACAGGUGAGAACACUCCUCCUUCCAACCUUCCCCCAACAAGCCGGGAGUCUGCCUGUGUCUGUGUCUGUGUCUGUGUGUCGUGCAGGUCUGUUCGGCUGUCCCAAGGUGUGUACCUGGAGUGCGCCGCCCGUCAGGCCCACCACAAGCGGCCGUCCCUCUUUGCGCAGCAGCACGAGACACACCACUGGAUGGACGCAAUGUCGCCGGCGGACAACAAGAAGGGGUCUUCCAGCCCUGGCGGUGCAGGGGGGCAGACGCCGGACGUUGAGCGGGUGUUCAUACCCACGCACGCCGCCGCAGAAUACAAGGCAGGCAAUACACAGAACAGAGAAGGAGGCAUGAGUGGGUUGAUUGAUGUGUGGGUCUCCUCCUUUUCUUCGUUCCUUCGUUGUGUCCACUCCACAGGUGCAGCAGAUGGUGUUGGAUCAGAUGACGCUGAUCUACCCCGACCUGACGGUGGUGGGCCAGGCGCCCGAUAGGGCGUUGCAGAGCCCGGCCGUCGCCAGCGAGCUCGAGAAGACACUCAGCACCAAGAUACAUGGACGAGCGGUGAGAGAAAGCAGACAGACAGACAGACACGCUGGCUGUGGAUAUAUUGCAUUCGGGAGUGAAUGUGCGUAUUUGUCUGUGUCAGUUGUGUGGGGGCGGCGAGAUCCGCAUCACUGUCAACCACAUAGAGGACCUUUCGCUCGCUCCAGAGGACGACAUCGAUCCGCUACGUGACCCUUUUGUGCAAAUCGACGUCGUACACGGACACCCUGGUAACCCUCGCACACACGCAGAGAGGAAGCGGCGAGCGUCCAUCGCGGUCAUGCGCGCAUCUGUGGACAGAUGCUCUCAACCUGAGCACAGUCCCGAUGCAGCCGGCUGCGGCUGCCGCUGCUGCUGCUGCUGCUGCGGCCCCCCUGUCCUUGUCAGAGGAGCCCAUGACUGCAGGUGGUGCCGGGCGCAGGGCGCCCCUCACAUCUCGCACCGCCUCGGGCAAUGUCAGCCGGCAGGGCAGCCGACAGAUGACCAAACAGGGCAGCCGAGACAGCACCGAUGGCCGGCCCCGCACCACGAGGCGAGCCAGCCACGACGGCCCACCUGCGUCUCAGAGGGGAAGGCGGCUGAGCCACGACCAGGCGUCCUACAGCCGGCAGUCGUCCAUCACGUCGGCAGCAGCAGCAGCAGCAGCAGCAUCGUCGCGAAGGCAGCGGCGGGCCAACACGGGUGAGAGGCUGAUGAUGCUUGAGGGGGUGGACGUGCCGCCGGAAAGGGUGUGGAAUGGGCGGCUGGGGGUGAGUUACAUGAGGGGCGGGGAGAGCGUGCCGGGGGACACUGUCGCAGGGGUGGCCACGGCAAAGUGCAAACAAUCCGCCAGCCCCAGUGAGUGAGGGGCUCUCAAGGGGAGUUUUUUUUUUAUGGGGUGUGUGUACUUCAGGUUGGCAUGAGGACUUGACGCUGCGUCUAGAGGAGAUCAAAGAGGUGCACUACCUGAGCUUUGCCGUGUUUGCCUACGCUCCAAACGGCGUCAUCCACUGUCUUGGCAGGGUCAGUCAGUCAGCGCUCACCACGCUGUGUGCAUAUGGCACAUAUUUUGUACGUGCCAUGGUAUCUAUCCAUCAGAGUGUAUUGGGGAUGCGGGAUUUGAUUCGCUACACCGGCGAGGAUGAGACAGACAUCGAGCUGAAGCUCAACACGCCUCCAGAACGAGUGAGUGAGUGGGCGGUUGGCCAGACAGACAGGCAUUUAUUCGUGCAUCCCUAUCUCGCCCCGAUUCCUUGCAGAGCGUGCUUGUGAGCACUCAGAGUGCCAAGCUCUUCUGCUCGGUGGCUUUCCGUCCAGACGACCCGCAGUCCUUCCUGCAAGUGAAGCAAAAGACACAAGACACCCACCCCUUUGUUCCAUAUCUAUCUUUGCCCAUGCACAUGUUCAGGUGAAUGUGGGCCGCCUGUCAGCCCUCGACUACAGCGUCAAGCCCUUCUACAGCAUCAACGACAUCAUCCUCUUCAUCGCACCACUCCAACACACUGCAGCCUUCGAUGCAGUUCCCUCAGACGGCCAGCAGCACCCCAACAAAGCCCUCUCGGGCGAGGCCAUCCCCACCCCAGCCGACAUCCUAGGCGGCGGGACCAUCGUCAUGGGCCAGGGGCAGCCCUCCCUCACUCCCGGCACACGCAGGCUGUCCCUGGACUCGCACACCAACAGCACGGCGUCUUUGAUCAAGGAGGAGCUGCGGUACUGUACCACGAGUAUCGGUGUGGCCGCCAAGGGGCAGCCCGUGUGCGGCGUGGUGUACUUCCCUUUUGCGCGAGACAUGAGUGUGGCGGGGCUGGGUGAGUAUGGGGUGCUCAGCAGCCGACUGCUGACGGACACAAGCAUCAGCCAGAUGCCUUUCCUCAGCCAAAUCAGAGAGGAGGGUGGGCAGCAGGGAGCCACAGUGGGGGGGCCAGGGGAGGGGGGAGACCGGAGGGAGCAGGCCGCCAUGACGGUCAAUGCUGAGAUGGUGAGCAGUGUGGGAGAGAGUGACAAGAUACGUUGAUCACAUCGCGAUGCUUGGUUUUCGCCCGCGUGCAGCACAUGAUGAAGACGGUGGAUCGGCCUCCGGAUCGCCUGGCUGUGCGCCUUGUCGGCGCCAGCAGGAAUGACCAGCUGCCUGUACCUUACCAGUAAGUGAGUUGCCAGACAGGUAUAUGAGACAUGAAACGCAUGACCUCGGUCUCACUUGUCUGUGUCUGUAGGCGGCUGUUGGACAUUCUGGAGCCUUCUCAGGUAUGUCCGGCCCCGCCGGGCACUGCAGCAGCCGCCGCCACCUCCAGCCGCGCCAUCAGGCACAUCCCCUCGUCAACGUCGUCUAACUACUCGGCCAGCAUCAGCGAGCAUCUGCAUGAGAUCGCACAGUUCAGGGCGUCCAACGUGCCGCCAUCUCUCGGAGAGAGCAUGGUCGCCACAAUCAAGGGGUAAGGAAGACGGCCCGUGUUCUGGUCACAAUGGAUGGAUGCGCGUCUCUCUUUCUCUUCCCCUUUCUCUCAGGACGGCGGAUCUGUGCAUAUCGGUUCCUGGUGGCGGUGUGGCCAAGCCGGGGAGGCAGACGAGCCCCAUUGACGAAGACGAUGAAGACAUGAGGGGCUGCUGGAAGUGGGACUUCUGCGCAGCGGACGCCAUUCUCAGAGCUACCGGGGGCGGCAUACUUAACCAGAAGGUGCGCCUGCCGCCAAUACGGGCGGAAACACGGCACUUGCAUUCGGUGUCUCUCUUGUACACCUGUUUGUGUAGGGUGAUUUGUUGUCGUACGGUGACGAAGAGCCGGCCUACACCGGCUCGGUUGUGUGUGCGGGGACCCCCCAGCAUCUGGACCGAUGCCAGCAGCAGCUCAAACUUGAGAGCAUCCGAUUCGCGUGAUUGGUCGAUGUGUCUGCCAUUCGAUACAACACUCUCCUGCUGUGGAUUUUUCUUCAGUGUUUGAUAUUACAUUUUUACAUUUAAAAUUCAGCUCCUUUUGUAAGAUAGCUCCGUGUGAUAUGUCAGCAUCCUUUAUAUCGAUCCUUUUUCCCUUUUCCGGCGGUGUUUUGUACAACCGUGGUGCGCGUGUAUUGGUGCGUGACUAUGCGUGACCUGGGGAGUCUGUUCUUGUUCUCUUAGCUUUCCUUUCUCCUUUCUGUGCGCGGCUGGUGGACAAUGACGUGUUUUCUCAAAGGCUUAAUAUGAU
Molecule: messenger RNA, 4903 nt
Organism: Vitrella brassicaformis
Lineage: Eukaryota; Vitrellaceae
Source: the annotation of a GenBank genome assembly